CCGGGUUUGCCCGAUCUCCAAGUAGAACGCAGGGCCGGUCCACAUAGGCCCCGACAUAUUGUUUAAUCAGGGACCCGCCCACUUAUACCCAAACACCGAUCCACCAGCCCCCUACCCACCCGGCACCCACCCACCUACACACACACCCACGCGCACACGCACACGCACACGCACAAGCACAAGCACAGACACAGACACAAUACACGAACACCCACCCACAGGUAUACACACACAAGCACGCAUACACGCAUACACGCAGACAGACACGCAAGCACAAACGCAUACGUACAGAGCAAUGCUUUUUCAGUGGGGUUGGGUAUAGCCAACAUGUCGACGCACUCACAGACAGAGAGAGAGCACACCCAAGCACGGCACACCGGCUCGCAAACAACCAACACGCCCACCGGCAAUACAAACGGAAACACAAACACCAACAACAAGCAAAGAGAGACACAGACGCGUACGCGCAGAGAGAGAGAUCAGAGGGCGUCAUCAGAUGUGGUCCCCGGGAUCGUCAUGCGCAGAUCGGGCGAUGAUUCAGCGGAUGUGCGGGGGGGCCAUGGCGAGAGGCCCUCAGCAGCGAAAUCGACCCCCCCCCCUGCCCCCAAUCCAGGUCAUUCGCAAGGAGGAGGGGGUCCCAGAUCGACCCCAACGGCAAAUGACCCGACUGCGCAGGGAACGUCUGCUUAUCUGAUAAACUCCGGGGGGGGGGGCGAGGCCUUGGAGGUACUGCGCACGCAGCUACGGAUGCGCGCGAUGUGUCUGGACAGACAGACACCAAGGACUGGUUUGCCUUCGACGAUUCCGCCCCCGUCGUCGUCAUCGCCCGCGCUGCUGAACGAUGCGCAGGCGGGGGGAGGGAUCAGACUGUCAUCUGCGGCGACAGCUGAUGCGCAGGACGUGCAAAGCGAUUUGAGAUCUGACAAUGAAGCGGAGGACGAGCUGACACGUGUCAAGUUUAGCGGUCAGGAUCAGCUUCAGGUCCGCACGAAGCCAGGCGGGGAUCCCAACGUUGCUUCGGCCUCCCCGCCUCUUGGCGGGGAAGGGCAAUCAUCAGAUGCGCCGGGGUCGCAACAGACUGCCACGCUGGCACAUGAGGACAGCGGCGAAGCUGAGGGCGAUGGUCUCCGUCGCUUGUGCUCAUUACAAUGUACGGAGGGAUUGCAAAGCGGCGGGACGUGUGAUGAGGAGGAGACGGGUAUGUCGGGGGGGGAGGGGGAGCACACGUCGGCCCCAAUGUCGCGCGUGUGUACACGUGGCGGCCCCAGAGAUGUUAAGGAAACUGCCUCCCGCGACGGAGGAGGUAACGAGGGGGGAGGACCUCAAGUUGGUAAGCAGGUUUGCGACGGGCGCGAUGGCGGCGGAGGUGGGGGGAGGGAGGGGGAAGGGGAAGGGGAAGGGGAAGGGGAAGAUGGUGGUGUUGGUGGGCGGGAAUCUGCGCGCCCACAAGGCCGUCAGCGGGAUCGGUGGGGCGAUGACGAAACCAUGGCCUUGAUUAGACUGCUGGGUGAGCACAGGGCCUCAGGAGGGGCAGAUGGAGACAUACACUUGGAGCCUGCCGGUGUGAGGAGGACUACCAAAUCCACGUGGAAGAUGGUUGCGCAGUCAAUGCGCGCUGCGGGGUAUGAGCGGCCAUGGUGUAAGUGCCAAACGAGAUGGAAAAAUUUGCGCGGGUGGUUUAGGCGCGUGCUGAAGAACGAAGCGCGCAGCAGUCGGUUGAGUUAUUGGAAAAUGGCGCCGUCGCAGCGGAUCGAAGCAGGUCUAGGCUUCGAUCUCCGCCGCCACUGGUUCGAUUUGAUAGAUGUUUAUCUGAGAGGGAAUAAUCCCGCUAGCCAUCCUGUUAACCUAGGGUUGGAUCCGGCAGCGGAGAUUAGGGAUGACGUGUCGACGGGAGGAGGAGGAGGAGGAGAGGGGGGGGAUGGAGGUGGAGGUGGAGGUGGAGGUGAUGGGAUGGCGGCGGACAGGCGGCGRSRGGGKGGCGGCGGGGGRAGCGGCRGRGCAGAUCAASSGGGGGSGRKGGGSGSGGGGGGGGGGGGGGGGGGCGCGGCGCGCGAGGCAAGCUCCGGCCCUGCCAGCCCAGAUGCGUCCGGCGGCAGCGGAUUUGAUCCCGCGCAUCCUGCCGGCGGCGAUCGCGAUCGCGAUCGGGAUCAUCGGGAUUGUGUCAGCCCGGUCUCCGACGAUGACGACGAUGGCAGCCCAGCCGGUGACGGCGGCGGCGGCGGCGGCGGCGGCGCCGGGGGGCCGGGGGGCGACUUGUCGACCCACGUGACGUCCACGUCAUCAAGGAAACGGCCGCGCGCAAAUGGCGACUCCCGCGAGGAGGCUAUGAAGGAAAUCGCGCACGUGAUGAGAGAGCAGACGGCUGCCUUGAGAGAGCUAGCGAAGGAGCAGUGCAGAGUGCAGAGGCAGUGCGUAGAGCUGAGCUGUCAGGCCAUGCGAGCGCACACGGAAAUGCAGCGAGAGAGCUUGUCUCUUCUGGCAUCCAAGAUGGAAGCCGGAUACAAGGCUGUGGCGAGUGCGUUAGCGAAUUUAGCCGGCGGCGCCGGAAGUAAUACUAGUAGAAAGCGACGAUGUCGCGGGAUCCAGUCUCAGGAAGAAGAGUAGAAGGGAGUGUGUGUGUGUGUGUGUGUGUGUGGGUCUUUGUGGAGGUGAUGAGCCGAGCGGAGCUCAGCUGGCAGAGAGAGACAAUGAGAGAGAGAGAGCAGGCGCAGCCGAGCGCGCAAACAGGGAGAAUGUCGUGAGGGAGAGCUUGUUGAUUACGGAAUAUAAUUAAUUAAUUGCAGUAAUUGUGAGUAUGUCGCCGACUGUGUUCCGUCGAAUAGAACGGGCGUUCUAUUCGGAACAACAGGGGGCGUUCUAUUCGGUCAUUACAGCUGUUGAAUUGGGGGCAAGUUACAGUCGACAAGAGACAAGCGAUAAAGAACGGGCGUUCUAUUCGGGACAACAGGGGGCGUUCUAUUCGGGAGAAGACGGCAAUUAUCCACAGAAGAUGGGGGGAGGGGAUGGGGGCAGCAGCAGAGAACGCCGACGUCGUGUGCUUCGAUUACGUACGCGAAACGAAAGGUGAGAGAGAGAGAGAGAGAGAGAGAGAGAGAGAGAGAGAGAGAGAGAGAGAGAGAAAUUACGGGUACACUGCGGGGGGCCUUGGUCAUGUCUCUCUGCUGGUUGGACGUCCUAGAUGGAAGCUGCAUUUGCUGCAACUUUCAGUCUACAUGCAUCGGCGAUAUCAGGACCGUUCGUUCUAUUCGGAGAUCGACGUAAGCGGUCCACAAGGGAGAGAGGAGGGAGUGUUGCGAGCGACGCAGUGGAGUACCUUUAUCAUCAGCAUUUGAUGAUUGAUGGUGUCAUUAUUAGACGAUGAUGGAUGACGUGUCAUUAUUAGAUGGGGUACCUACAUCAUCAGCAUUUGAUGAUUGAUGACGUGUCAUGACUAGAUGAUUGAUGACGUGUCGCUAUUAGAUGGGCUACCUACAUCAUCAGCAUUUGAUGAUUGAUGACGUGUCAUGACUAGAUAAUUGGUGACGUCUUGAGUAGAUGAUUGAUGACGUGUCACGAUGAGAUGAAUGAUGAUGCGUAACGACGUCGAGAUCUUAAUUAGGUAGACAGAUGUUCCUCGAGAAGAGAUACUGGGUAGAUAGAGAAACCUUGCGUUAAUUAGAUGUUAUCAUAGAUUGAUAGACUGAGUGAUAUAAAUAGAUUGAUUGAUGUAUAGAUAGAUUGAUUGAUAUGUAUCUCGGAGGAUAAGAUAGAUAUAUAGAGGGUAGGAAGGAAAUGGCCGUCCCGGCCCCGCGUUCAGGCUCUGGCUUUUUUUUUUUUUUUUUUUUCUCCUUUUUUUUUUUUUUUUUUUUUUUUUUUUUUUUUGCGUGUCAUCCUUGCACAGGGGCCAUGCUAAUCUGGCAUUUUCGCCGA
This is a messenger RNA of Chara braunii, 3909 nucleotides long. Lineage: Eukaryota; Viridiplantae; Streptophyta; Charophyceae; Charales; Characeae. The record is from the annotation of a GenBank genome assembly.